AUGGAACAGACGGACGGUCCUGCCCCUGAGAGCAACAACCCUAAUGCGUUUGUCAACCGCGUGUUUAACGUGUCGCUGGAUGUGGAGAAUGAAACCAGCAGCGUGUAUAUUCAAGAGGCUGGGCCAGGGCUCGCCGAGGCUGCCUCUUCUCAGACUCAGACCUCUGCCAAAGAGAGACUGGAGGUCAGCCGGAGGCCCCGGGGGGGCACCGGGGGCAUCUGGAAGAUCCUGAACCGAAAGAGAGCCGUGCCCGAGCUGGAGAGGAGGCCCCACUCCAUGAUUUUGCCCGGAGAGGCCUCCAUCCCUAAACUCACGUUCGCCGACAAAGUUCGCUCCUUCAAGAAGCUAAAAUCGCCCGCCGUGUUCAGAGGAAAGACCGGGAAGCUGUCCACGGCUAAGUUCACCAGCUCCCUGGUGGACGAGGAGACCUUCUGCCGGGAUAUCGGCACCCCUCAGCAGAGCAGCAGGGGGACGCUGAAAAACCGCGCCAAGAGGCACUCGUAUGCCGGCUACACCGCGGAAUUCGACUGCUCCUUUGAAGACCUGGACCUCUCAUCCCCUCUGGAUGGCCUUCAGCCCGCCGUAACAGGAGAACCCGUGACUCAGAAUGGCUGCAAACCCUCCGAGAGAGUCACCUACGCUAAAAGAAGCAGCAACAACUCCAGCAACUGCAACAGAGUCGGCGCAGCUUGUGAAGAGGCCAGCGUCAGGAGCAGCCCCAGGACCCACCACGGCGGCGGGAGGAGACACAAAGAUGUGUGGAGUUACCUGAGAAGGAUUUCCCUCUUGGGGAAGGCCAACCCGGUCUACUCGGAGAGGAGUUUUGACUCCGAGCUUCACUCGCUGGACAAAACCAUGGACUCGGACUAUGGCUCCGUGGAUUUAGAGAGCGUCAGGGACAUUCAGCCGCCACCCCCGAAGCCCUCGGACACUAAGGGAACCUUCGGUGGCCUGUUCAAAUUUUUCAACAGUGUAGCAGAAUCAGCCAGGAAGUGGCGAACCACAUCCCGCUCCUUUUCUCCUCCAGAGGGAGAGAAGACUCCGAUGAGCACCCCCCGGGCCCCACAGCGCACGGUGGACAACGUUCACAGCGUGUUGCUGACUCUCCACAAUGAAAGACCUCCAAACCCCCAGUCUGCCCCAUCGUUAGCACUGAGUGAAAUAUCUUCAAACUUCGAUGGCUUUGACAGUGAAACUCAACCACCUGCGACAGGUGGACCGUCCCCGAAAGUUAUGCUGAAAGGCUUUAGGUCAUGUCCAGGACCCCAAGCUGUUAAUGGCCUUCAGAGUGCUAACACCAAAGUCAAACCCGUAAACAGGGAGACAAACCAGAAGGCCACAUUUGUUGUGCAGAACCAUGCUCCUCAUUCGGAUCCAAACACAGAGGCCCAAAGAGAAGCUGUGGUUGAAGGGGAUCAAUCGAGAUUUCUCGGUGAAGAGGAGAAAGUAAAGGGACAGACAGGAAAUGAGCAGGAUUCCAGGGACGCUCCUUUGGACUCCCAGCAGAUACAGGAAGUGAAUGUCCAAUCACAGCAAGGUGACAAAGAGAGCAUAGCCAAUAGCGUACCAGCCUCAGACUCCACAGAAGAAAUAUUCAAGCUGUGUGAGCAGAUUGCCAGCCAGACAGGCUGCAGUAUCAGACAGCCGGGUCCGGGCACGGCCCACUCUAGCACAGAGAGGACCUCUGUGCCCCACAAGCGGUUGCGAAGCCGCCCCCGCCCGGCCUCGGCCGUGCUGGACCUGCGGCGGCCCGUCCCAGAUCGGGAGCUCUACGGCCACUAUAGCGAGGUCGGCUCACUGCCCCGCCAAAGACGCAGGCCUGCCGCCGCCGCCGCGCACCACUCCCCGGCGCAGAGACGGAUGGCCGCCCGCUCCAGGCCAUUCUCUGUCAUAGAGAGCAGCGUUUCUAGAGAGACGCAGUCAACGGAGCUGUACCACAGAGCCUUGUCUCGGCCCCCGGGCGUGUCACCGCUGGAGCCCCCGCACAGGGCGUCCCUACAGCGGUGUCGCUCCCUGCCCCUCCCCCCCAGCACCCUCACCGCCCUGGCCCUGCUCCUCCCUCAGUCAGCCAUGGGGCAGUUGUCGUCGUCGGUGCGGCUGCGGUCCGGAGGAUCAGGGAGCUGCAGGAGGCGGAGGCUGUUAAGACCCGGGUCCGAACCGCUACAAGUCAACAUCACGGUGGGGAGCCGAGAACCGAGCCGUGACAGGGAGCGCGCAUCUCGGCAUCGGCCCGCAGCGCUGCGCCAUGGCCUUGGACGUCCAGACGUGCGCGGUGUUCACGGUGAUCGCGGUGCUGGUGCUUGUGAACGUGCUGUUGAUGUUCAUCCUCGGUACUCGUUAAUGGAUCGGCGCUCGGGGCCCGGUUCGUGCAGGAGAGGAGAGAAAAGCGGUGCGCGUUGGUCGAGAGCGGGGACACCCGGCGCUCCAUCACGGCUACGCUUUGAAAUGAAUGACUUGAUAAGUGGAGGUUCAAUCGUCAACGCUGAGGCGGUAUGGGACCAUGUGACCAUGGCGGAUCGGGAGUUGGCAUUUAAGGCCGGUGACGUCAUCAAGGUGCUGGACGCCUCCAACAAGGACUGGUGGUGGGGCCAGAUUGACGAGGAAGAAGGAUGGUUCCCUGCCAGCUUUGUUCGGGUGGAACCCCACCCUCCUCAGCCCCAAACAAAACAGGUUUUCUAUAUCAACCCCAUAGCAACUCCACGGUUCCAAAACACCACGUCAAAGCUGUGGGUGAACCAGGAGGACGGUGGAGCGGAGCCGGCCGAGGGGACCAGCGAGGUGCAAAAUGGGCACCUGGAUCCGACCAAUGACUGCCUGUGUCUGGGCUCCCCCCUCCAAAACCGAGACCAGAUGAGGGCCAACGUCAUCAAUGAGAUCAUGAGCACAGAGAGACACUACAUUAAACACCUCAAGGACAUCUGUGAGGGCUACUUACGCCAGUGCAGGAAGCGUGUGGACAUGUUCAAUGACGACCAGCUGAAGGUGAUUUUUGGGAACAUCGAGGACAUCUACCGUUUCCAGAUGGGUUUUGUCAGAGAUCUGGAGAAACAGUACAACACCGAGGAGCCCCACCUCUCUGAAAUCGGGCCAUGCUUUCUAGAACACCAAGAUGGUUUCUGGAUCUAUUCAGAAUACUGUAACAACCACUUGGAUGCCUGCAUGGAGCUGAGCAAACUGAUGAGGGAUGGCAGGUACCAGCACUUCUUCGAGGCGUGUCGCCUCCUCCAGCAAAUGAUUGACAUUGCCAUAGAUGGCUUCUUGCUCACCCCUGUCCAGAAAAUCUGCAAAUACCCCCUCCAGUUGGCCGAGCUCCUUAAAUAUACCGCGCAGGAGCACAGUGACUAUCGAUAUGUGGCAGCUGCCCUGGCCGUGAUGCGGAAUGUCACUCAACAGAUCAAUGAGCGGAAGAGGAGACUGGAGAACAUUGACAAAAUUGCCCAGUGGCAGGCUUCUGUUCUUGACUGGGAGGGGGAUGAUAUCUUAGACAGGAGCUCGGAGCUUAUCUACACUGGGGAGUUGUCAUGGAUCUAUCAACCGUAUGGACGCAGCCAGCAGCGAGUCUUCUUUCUCUUUGAUCACCAGCUGGUACUCUGUAAGAAGGAUCUGAUACGCCGGGACAUUCUGUACUAUAAGGGCCGCAUCGACAUGGACCGCUACGAGGUCCGGGACGCCAUAGACGGGCGCGACGACGACUUCAACGUCAGCGUGAAGAACGCUUUCAAGCUGUGCAGCAAAGACAGCGAGGAGAUCCACAUCUUCCUGGCCAAGAAGCCAGAGGAGAAGAUCCGCUGGCUCAGGGCCUUCCACGAGGAGAGGAAGAUGGUGCAGGAGGAUGAAAAAAUCGGUUUUGAGAUCUCUGAGUACCAGAAGCGACAGGCAGCCAUGACAGUGAGAAAGGUGACCAAACAGAAAGGUGUAAACAGGUGCACGCCCCCCUCAUACCCGCCCCCGCAGGAUCCCCUCAGUGCGGGGCAGUAUGAGGUAACGGAGGACAUGGCACAAGGAGAGGUUUUUGAAUUCAGUCAAUCCAAAAGAGGCCAGGCUCCUUUCUGGCAGAAUUUUAGUAGAUUAGCUCCAUUUAAGAAAUAGAGAACCACAGACUCUUCUGAAGGACCAGCUAUUUUUCUUAGAAGCACUAAACACUGGAUAAAUAUGUCCCAUGAUGAAGAAAAUAAGAAAAACACACAUACACAAGAGACUUUGAAGUUAAGGACCAAUGUUAUUAUAGCGUUUGAUUGGAAGCACCGAUAGGACUGAAGACUUGGAUUUAAAGAGAAAAUAAUUGAGAGAAAAAAUCCAACUUUACAACACAUAUAUGUUAGUAACAUUCUUAGUUAUCAUGCUUCUCCGGCUGACUCAACUGUCACGAACUCUUUCCCUUGGAUUCUGCACAUUCACGCCAUCUGAAUGUUCUGGAGCUAUUCAGAUUGUUAUAUGAUUUCAUUUUUAAUCCAUCAUCUGGAAAGGAACACGAGGCCGGGCCGGGUCAUGUGUGAUUGUGUCCAAAAGCUGAGAUCAUGCCGUGCUGCUAUGUGCGAUUGUUCGUUGCAUUCUUCUGAAUGUGAGACGGGGAGAUGUCGACCUCGGCCGCGGGAUGUGUCGCGCGUAGGACAACUCCCAGCUCGACCGCCGGCGUCACGUCUGAGUUCGAUCGCCCCCGCCACUGAUCACAGACUCAUAUGUGCUCUACUGAUGUCUGCAUCUGGAUCUCCUCCCUCUCCCCUUGCAGUCUGUACAGAAUAAACUAUCUUUCUUUUUUCCCUUUCUGUUUUUUUUUUUCUAACUAAACCUGGUGUUCAGUCUUCCCUUCCUUCUCUGAAUCCCUCCCGUCCUCUCUAUCUCUCUGCCCCACCUUCCCGGCUUCUGUGAGUCCGUGCCUCUCGGAAGGGGAGAAUUCCGCUCCUUUUGGAAUCCUGCCAUCGGCCAUGAUAUGAUGGGUCAGGGAACAAAUCAUUACUCGGAACAUCAGUAAGAAUAUUUUACAUCCGCUCGCGACAGGGUACACGCCGAGGCUCAGUGCGUCUCCUUUGACGGAGAGCUUUCUGCCGCUCAGAUGAAACAGCUGGGAGCAGGAGAUAGGCAGGUUAUGGUCCACCUGCCUGGCGUCACAUCCCCCCCCCCCCCCCAAACCCCCUUCCCUCUCCCCCGAUCUCCUCAGAGACCACCCCUGUAGCACUGUGCUGGCAGCUCACUGGGUGUUUGGAAAGAGCACAGCCUACCUCCGGGAAUGAGCAGUAAAAGUCAAGUUGAUGCAUCGGCCAAGGUCUAAAAUCAGACUCUCUUAUUUUCUUUCUUUUUUCUUUUUUUUUAAACAUCUGCUGUAAAAAGGAAAAUAAUUGCUCAGUUAAUUUAAUGAUUUUGUAGUGUACUCACACAGUCGAUUCAGUCCAAGCAUAGAUGGGGGGGUUUUUUCUCUCUCAUCCGAGUGAAAGUGACACAAAUAUGCAACGCUACAGUGUGAUAAGUUAGUGUAGGCCCCAGCACCAGAGGUGAAAAAUAGCGGGGGGGGGUAUUAACAAAAAAAAGAGCACAGCAGCAGGGACCAGAAACCAGGAGCUUGUGGGUAGGAAGGAGAGUUUUACUCUGUAGCAUGCAGGUGUCUUCUGAUGGAUUGAUGCAUUUCUAAAGACUGCAGCUUCAAAUCUUGGCUGGCCGCCCCGUCACGAUGUUUCCCCCAAUCUGAUCCCUGUUCUGGUGGUUAGCUCUGGCGCUGUUAAGUGGUUUACAAAGGACUGUGGCUUGAUCAGAUUGAUUUGUUUCAUCAACAACCCCCCCAUCCCCCCCAAAAAAAGGCUUCUGUGUGAGAGAUCCUGCCGUAGAGUCCGUUUACUGAGGCGUUAGAUAAGAGAGGAUCUGAGGGACUGAGAGGAAACUACCCAUUUACACACAUCAUGAAGGGGUGUAUUGUUUUCUACUCUUGGAAUGUAAGUUAAACACCUGUCCGUGGCUUGUGACUAUAUUUUGACCUCAUAAGUACCUUUUGUGUUGAGUUAUAUCACCUGAUGGACAGUGCAUACACCGUAUGAAACCUUGUGCAAUGUGAUAUAUCAUAUAUCCUCACUACUCACAACAAACGUGAUAUGAAAGAGUUUUAUAUUGUUCUGUCAUUUGUUUGCCUUCUUAUAGGCCUUAUAACCUUUUGGAGAUUUUAAGAAAAAGACAGUAGAAUCGUUUUGUAUGUUGUGUAAUUUUUUGUUUUUGUUUUGUUACAGUAAAGAAAGUUGAGAAAUGGGUGAGUUGGUUGCUGGUGUCUGUAGAGAUGGCUCCCAGUGGGAUUGUUUUGGAAGAUGAAUCUCUUGCCUGGCACAGCAAAAAGAUAUGGUUCCCAGGCCAUGAUAACCUCAGGUCCCAUGCUACACCCACCCUCAUACCCAACUCCCCGCCCCCCCAACUCUACACUACCACCAGUACCGACGUACAGACACAAGCAUGCAGGCAAACACACUCACACACACACACACAGACGCACAAUCGCGCGCACUCACUGGCCCGUUCUGCUGCGGAGAAGAGAGAUGCUAUCUAACAGUGCCUUCCAGCAUUCCACUAGUGAUUAUCUAUUCAGUUUCACAGGCAGAUUUGAAUUAGUCAUGUAUUUUCCCUUCAGUGCAUUUCUUCCUUUCUCUCUCGCUCUCACACACGCUGGGAAUUCCUCGUUCGCCAGUGCACGAGAUCCACUCGAACAGAAACUUCGAGGUCAGGCCUUUUUCCACACGAGUAGAUGCUUUGUUUGUCCGACGGAAACACUUUAAAAACACCUUAUUAUAUCUUAUCACGUUAACUUAGCAUCAAUUUAAUUGCACAAAAAGUAGCUAAAAUCUAAUUUCAGAUGUUUAGAGGUUACAUAGUAAUCAUUUAUUGUUAUCUAUUUAUCUUGCUGAAUGACGGUUUAAUUUGAAUAUAUGGUAGGAAGCAGAUUUCCGUUAGUCAAGUUAAGUCUCACGUUUCAAAGUAUAUUAUUAAUAGUGAGUUAUGGAUGACAGAAGUAAUCUAUUUACCUUUAUCAGCUACCCUCUGUAAAUACUGUAAAAAGAACAGAUCAUAUAUUUGGAUAUUGGUAUUUUGCGUUGGAGACGAAUGUUGUUCCAGUCCUAGCGUGCGGUAGACCUCAGUACCAGGUAAAUGCAUGCUUGUGGCAUCCAAUAUUUUGCAUGAGACCUAAGGCUACUCUUAACAGAUCGUUUAGUUUCGUUUAACUUUAAAACCGAUUUUGUUUCGUUUCCUCUAAAAAAAAUAUGGAACCACACAUUUGUGACCCCAUACCAUCACUCACUAAAGGCCGCUCUUUUCUCUGUCCUCCUGUCUCCUGCUCACCUCGUUCCACAGGUAGUAGCCUUAUUUUCUUUUUAUCAUCAGCCAGAGCGGAACAGUAGCGCCUCAUCCAGAAUGAGAAACUGAACUGCUGAUAGGUGUAAUGAUGUUCUCUUUGCCCAAAUGAAACAGUUAUUAGAACGUGCAACAUUCUUUGAAAACUUCUUUCCUGUAAGUGUUUUUGUUUGUUUCUUUUCAGUUUCAUGCUCCAGACUGCUGUUUCUUUUUGUUGUUUUUUUUUGUUUUGUUUUUUGGAAUCAUCAGCGGAGGCAAAACGGGUAUAAUUUUUCUAUGACAAAAGUGAACCAAAUAGGAGUUAGCGCUGAUCAUGGAUGUGGGUGUGUAUACAUUUGUAGUCAAGCAGAAGAGCUGAAUACAUUGGAAACAUCUCUGGAUGAGCUAAAAAUAAAGAAGACGCACACAGACACAGUACUUCAUUGUUAUUCAUAUCAUGCUCUCGUUUAAGAAAUGAAGUACAAUGACUUGACUUUACACAUUUUCUCUCUUCUAUUUAUUGACAACAGUAUCAAGUCGUAGCUUUCGGGCCAAACUGUUUAAAGGAUGUAUAUAUUGGUUUUUAUUUUCUCUUAUAUAAUCAAUCUGACCUUGUACCGAGAGCUGAGAGGGCAGCUUCUGUGCAGUUGGACGUCGUAUUAUUUUUCUGUCUCUCUGGUCAUAUAAGCAAGACAGCCAAGUUAGUAAACUGUCAUCUGAAUGCAUUAGAGGAUGCUCAGAAUUAUAUAAUUCCUUUUUUAGUCCAGGGUGCACAUGAGCAAGUCACUGCUUUCCCUUACAUUUAGUAUUGCAGCAUCUUCAGUAGAAGCUCUUUGCAGUUGGUAAUCCAGCCCUGUGAUGUUUUACUCGUCAGGGUGCAGGUCUUCAAUGAGCCAUAUGUUAAUGUGGUGCUCAGUGACAACAAGAAGGCCGAAAUCCCACAUUUGGAACUUAUUCAUUGUAUAUUACCAUCUAGUUUGAGGUCUGGAUGUUUUUUUUUCCUGUUAGAAAAAAGAUUAUCACGGUAUCCACAUCCUUUGACACCAUAUGCAAACACAUUUUUUUUCUUUAUUUCUUUCCUUCUUUUUUGCUGGCCUGAGUUUAUUUGUUGUAGAAAUGGAAAAACCUUAAAAAUAAUGCCUAUUCAAUCCAGAAACUGUGAAUGGGAGAGUGGAGAUGUCAACUUGUAUGUACAUUAUAUGUUUUGAUGUAAUCAGAAGCACUGGGAAUAUGUUGUACUUCGCUGUAAAAAAAAAAAAAUCCAUAUCUGAUAUAGCUGUACUUUUUGUUGAAAAUAAAACCUCUACAGAACUGUGUGUGGAGGCGUCAGUAUGUGAGUGGGAGCAUUGUGCUGGCUUUCCUGUCCUGUGACAUAAUCUCCUGUUUGGAGGGGCCAUUCCCAACAGCUGACACAUUAACUCCAGGAUAUAUUGGAGGAAAGAUUAAACAGCAUUAGAUGAACAACAUAAGCGGCGGUCGACAAAGAAACAGAUCAGUCCUUUUGACUGUGACUGCUCUGACGAAGCUGUUAUCAAUAAGUAAUGAGAGUUAUGCAAAAAGACAUCCUGCGUGGCCUCGCUAUAGUCUUGGUUGCUCACUAUGCUUUCUGAUGUUUGGUUGUCCAAAUGCUUAACUUUUU
Molecule: messenger RNA, 8941 nt
Organism: Menidia menidia (Atlantic silverside)
Lineage: Eukaryota; Metazoa; Chordata; Actinopteri; Atheriniformes; Atherinopsidae
Source: the annotation of a GenBank genome assembly